Molecule: messenger RNA, 3366 nt
Organism: Oxyura jamaicensis (ruddy duck)
Lineage: Eukaryota; Metazoa; Chordata; Aves; Anseriformes; Anatidae
Product: myosin heavy chain, skeletal muscle, adult
Exons: 19
Coding region: 52-3225 (1057 amino acids)
Cellular component (GO): myosin complex
Source: RefSeq, a predicted model, not a curated record
AAGGAAGAGCUUGCAAAGUCUGAGGCAAAGAGAAAGGAGCUAGAGGAGAAAAUGGUGAAGCUGGUGCAGGAAAAAAAUGACUUGCAGCUCCAAGUGCAGGCUGAAGCAGACAGCUUGGCUGAUGCUGAGGAAAGGUGUGACCAGCUCAUCAAAACCAAAAUCCAACUGGAAGCCAAAGUUAAGGAGGUGACUGAAAGGGCCGAGGAUGAAGAGGAAAUUAAUGCUGAAUUGACAGCCAAGAAGAGAAAACUGGAGGAUGAAUGUUCAGAGCUGAAGAAAGACAUUGAUGACCUGGAGUUAACCUUGGCCAAGGUUGAGAAGGAAAAACACGCCACCGAAAACAAGGUGAAAAACCUCACAGAGGAGAUGGCAGCUCUGGAUGAGACCAUUGCCAAGCUGACAAAAGAGAAGAAAGCCCUCCAAGAGGCCCACCAGCAGACACUGGAUGACCUGCAGGCCGAAGAGGACAAAGUCAAUACAUUGACCAAAGCUAAAACCAAGCUGGAGCAGCAAGUGGAUGAUCUGGAAGGGUCCCUGGAGCAAGAGAAGAAACUGCGCAUGGACCUUGAAAGGGCUAAGAGAAAACUUGAGGGAGACCUGAAGCUGUCCCAAGAUACCAUAAUGGAUUUGGAAAAUGAUAAGCAGCAGCUGGAUGAGAAACUGAAGAAGAAAGACUUUGAAAUCAGCCAGAUCCAGAGCAAAAUUGAGGAUGAGCAAGCCCUGGGCAUGCAAUUACAGAAGAAGAUCAAGGAGCUGCAGGCCCGUAUCGAGGAGCUGGAGGAGGAAAUUGAGGCAGAGCGAACCUCUCGAGCAAAAGCAGAGAAGCACCGUGCUGACCUCUCCAGGGAGCUGGAGGAGAUCAGUGAGCGCCUGGAAGAAGCAGGAGGAGCUACGGCAGCUCAGGUUGAGAUGAACAAGAAGCGUGAGGCAGAAUUUCAGAAGAUGCGCCGCGACCUUGAAGAGGCCACGCUGCAGCACGAAGCCACAGCUGCCGCCCUGCGGAAGAAGCAUGCAGACAGCACAGCUGAGCUUGGGGAGCAGAUCGACAACCUGCAACGAGUCAAGCAGAAGCUGGAGAAGGAGAAGAGUGAGCUGAAGAUGGAGAUAGAUGACUUGGCCAGUAACAUGGAGUCUGUCUCCAAAGCCAAGGCAAAUCUGGAGAAGAUGUGCCGCACUCUGGAAGACCAGCUGAGUGAGAUUAAAACUAAGGAGGAGCAGAAUCAGCGCAUGAUCAAUGACCUCAAUACUCAGAGAGCUCGUCUGCAGACAGAAACAGGUGAAUAUUCACGCCAGGUGGAAGAAAAGGAUGCUUUGAUUUCUCAGCUGUCUAGGGGCAAGCAGGGAUUUACCCAACAGAUUGAGGAACUGAAGAGACAUCUAGAGGAAGAAAUAAAGGCCAAGAACGCCCUAGCCCAUGCCUUGCAGUCCGCUCGCCAUGACUGUGACUUGCUCCGGGAGCAAUAUGAGGAGGAGCAGGAAGCCAAGGGUGAGCUGCAGCGUGCCCUGUCCAAAGCCAACAGUGAAGUGGCCCAGUGGAGAACCAAAUAUGAGACGGACGCUAUUCAGCGCACGGAGGAGCUAGAGGAGGCCAAGAAGAAGUUGGCACAGCGCCUGCAGGAUGCAGAGGAACACGUUGAAGCUGUCAACGCCAAAUGUGCUUCCCUGGAAAAGACAAAGCAGAGGCUGCAGAACGAGGUGGAAGACCUGAUGAUUGAUGUAGAGCGAGCAAAUGCUGCCUGCGCAGCUCUGGACAAGAAGCAGAAGAACUUUGACAAGAUCCUGGCAGAGUGGAAGCAGAAGUAUGAGGAAACACAGGCUGAGCUGGAAGCUUCCCAGAAGGAGUCUCGCUCUCUCAGCACAGAGCUGUUUAAGAUGAAGAAUGCCUAUGAGGAGUCCCUGGACCACCUGGAAACGCUGAAGCGUGAGAACAAGAACUUGCAGCAGGAGAUUUCUGACCUCACGGAGCAGAUUGCAGAGGGAGGAAAGGCGAUCCACGAGCUGGAGAAAGUCAAGAAGCAGAUUGAGCAGGAGAAAUCUGAAAUCCAGGCUGCCUUGGAGGAAGCUGAGGCCUCCCUAGAACAUGAAGAGGGGAAAAUCCUGCGCCUCCAACUGGAGCUCAACCAGGUCAAGUCUGAGAUUGACAGGAAGAUAGCAGAGAAAGAUGAGGAAAUCGACCAGCUGAAGAGAAAUCACCUCAGAAUUGUGGAGUCCUUGCAGAGCACCCUGGAUGCUGAGAUCAGGAGCAGGAACGAAGCCCUGCGGCUGAAGAAGAAGAUGGAGGGAGACCUGAAUGAAAUGGAGAUCCAGCUGAGCCAUGCCAACCGUGUGGCUGCAGAGGCACAAAAGAACCUGAGAAACACACAGGCAGUGCUCAAGGAUACCCAGAUACAUUUGGAUGAUGCACUCAGGACGCAGGAAGACCUGAAGGAGCAGGUGGCCAUGGUGGAGAGAAGAGCAAACCUCUUGCAGGCUGAGAUUGAGGAGCUGCGGGCAGCCCUGGAGCAGACAGAGCGGUCAAGGAAAGUGGCUGAGCAGGAGCUUCUGGAUGCAAGCGAGCGUGUGCAGCUCCUCCAUACCCAGAACACCAGCUUGAUCAACACCAAGAAGAAACUGGAAACAGACAUUGCCCAAAUUCAGAGUGAAAUGGAAGAUACCAUCCAGGAAGCCCGCAAUGCUGAAGAGAAGGCCAAGAAGGCCAUCACAGAUGCGGCCAUGAUGGCGGAAGAGCUGAAGAAGGAACAGGACACCAGUGCCCAUCUGGAAAGGAUGAAGAAGAACCUGGACCAGACAGUGAAAGACCUGCAGCACCGUCUGGAUGAGGCUGAGCAGCUGGCACUGAAGGGAGGCAAGAAGCAAAUCCAGAAGCUGGAGGCCAGGGUGCGGGAGCUGGAAGGGGAGGUAGAUGCUGAGCAGAAGCGCAGUGCUGAAGCUGUGAAGGGUGUGCGCAAGUACGAGAGGAGGGUGAAGGAGCUGACCUACCAGUCUGAGGAAGACCGGAAGAAUAUUCUCAGGCUCCAGGAUCUGGUGGACAAGCUGCAGAUGAAAGUGAAAUCCUACAAGAGACAAUCUGAGGAGGCUGAGGAGUUGUCCAAUGUCAACCUCUCCAAAUUCCGCAAGAUCCAGCAUGAGCUGGAGGAAGCUGAGGAGCGGGCUGACAUUGCAGAGUCACAGGUGAACAAGCUCCGAGCAAAGAGCCGGGAGUUUCAUAGGAGGAUAGAAGAAUGAAGAAUGAAGAUGUCACGAGGAAACAAAAUGGCCUGAGGGAUGCACAAAAUGUGAACCCUCUGUUCCUUUCUUCUGCAAUGUAUUUGCAACCAUGUCAAUGUCUAGAGAAUAAAGACCGUAGAUUAAUUUGCACACACCCUA